AUGGCAGUGAAGCCAACAGUUGCCUUCAGAGCUAUACUUGUGGGAGGAAUAGCUGCAUUUGCCAAAGUAGCUGGUGUAAUGAAGGCUGCAGGUGGUGCCAAGGUGGGUGCAGCUGCAGCUAUGGCGACUGCAGCAGCAACAGCAGCUAUUGGAUCAAGAGAAUCAAAGGAUUCGAAAUGA
Messenger RNA from Prunus armeniaca (apricot), 180 nucleotides. NCBI's taxonomy places the organism in Eukaryota, Viridiplantae, Streptophyta, Magnoliopsida, Rosales, Rosaceae. The record is from the annotation of a GenBank genome assembly.